UUUCUGCUGCUCUUCCUGCGACCACAAAGAGCGGUCCUAGUGCCCUCCACAUGGUCCUAGUGCCUCCAUGUACCCUAACCGCCAUUAAACAGAAAAAAAAGAACGACGAAGCCGACUUGGAAGUGGUCCAUUGAAAGGUUGCUAGCGCGACCUCCUGUACUGUAGAAUGUAGUAUGGACCAUAGGACAGGACGAAGAAGUCCCGUUAAGAAGCUGUGGAGGCCUAAGAUGCUCUACUAGUCUGCUGGAAAUCCAAAGAAGACGAAGGAGUAAAAAUCAAAAUGGCGUUUGACAGAGAAGGCCUAAACGUGGCCACUGGCCAUUAUUGUUUCUCUAUUUGUAUUUAGUGCAUACAUGUCGUGUAGUAGAUGAAACAUUGUUAGUCAUUGUUUGUAUCCGGAUACAUUAGUCUGAGCGCACUUUAUGUGCUAGCUUAGCUUGCUAGUUAGCUUAGCUUGUUAGCUGCUAACAAAGAGACGCGGACGUUAUCAACACAUCGCUAAGUAGAGAUCAAAUGUGAGUGUAAAGUGUUGUGAUUGUGUGAAAAUGUGCGAAAGAACGAUAGCAAAGUAUGAGGAGGAACUUUGUCCAACAAAAGAGGAGAAGGAGCGACAACAUCAACUUAUGGACGCCCAAGUUGUGUUACACAGAACAGAUGUCCAGCAGCCCCCUCACAUUAAAGAGGAAGAGGAGAAUCCACAGCCUCCCCACAUUAAAGAGGAAGAGGAGGAUCCUCAGCCUCCCCACAUUAAAGAGGAAGAGGAGGAUCCACAGCCCCCCCACAUUAAAGAGGAAGAGGAGGAAGUGUGGAUCACUCAGGAGGGAGAGUGUCUUCUAGGGCAGGAGGAGGAUGAUGUCACCAAGUUUCCACUGACUGUUGUCUCUGUGAAGACUGAAGAGCAUGAAGACAAACCACCUGAGUCCUCACAGCUUCAUCACAGUCCAAACGUCUGUGAAGAACAACUUCUGCCUGAAAAACAGGAGUGUAGCUUCAGGAUGGUGAAGGAGGAUCCAUCAAAGAGGAAGACCAGGCACCACAGACCCUCUGGUGUCUCCUUUUCCUCUUUGACACAGACCCUUUCCUGUAAAAAGGAAGAGGAAGACUCACUGACGCCCCACCUAAAAGAGGAAGAGGCGGAACACAGCAUCAGUCAUGAGGGAGAUCAUCUAGAAGGACUGGUGGAGUUCCCAGUGACUGGUGUCCCUGUGAAGAGUGAAGAUGAUGAGGUCAAAGGUGAAAGUGAGGAGAAGAGAGAGGCGGAGCCUCCAAGCAGCAGCUCAACACAACACAUGACAACAGAAGCUGAUGGAGACCACUGUGGAGGAUCACAAGCAGACAAGCUCUUAGCUCCACUAUCAGAUAGUGAGGACACAACGUCACACUCUCCUGACACUGAUGAUGAAGACUCUAAAGAUGAUAAGACAUGUCACACUGACAACACUCACUUGAUAUGUUCUCACUGUGACAAAACCUUUAAAUACCAUUGUCAUCUGAAAAGACACAUGAGUACACACACUGAAGAAAAACAAUUUUCCUGUUCAACCUGUGGUAAAAGUUUUGAAAAAAGUUGCAAGUUGAAAGUACACAUGAGAACACACACUGGUGAAAAACCUUUUAUCUGUUCAAUCUGCAGUAAAGGUUUUGUAGAAAGUCACAAUUUGAAAGUACACAUGAGAACACACACCAGUGAAAAAACAUUUUCUUGUUCAAUCUGUGGUAAAGGUUUUGCUCUAAGUACAUAUUUGAAAGUGCACAUGAGAACACACACUGGUGAAAAACCUUUCUCCUGUUCAAUCUGUGGUAAAGGUUUUGUAGAAAGUCACAAUUUAAAAGUACACAUGAGAAUACACACUGGUGAAAAGCCUUUUUCUUGUUCAAUCUGUGGUAAAGGUUUUGCACAAAGGUCUGGUUUGAAAAUACACAGAACAAUACACACAGGAGAAAAAUCAUUUAUUUGUUCAAUCUGUAGUAAAGGUUUUGUUCUAAGUAACUAUUUGAAAGCGCACAUGAGAACACACACUGGUGAAAAACCUUUUUCCUGUUCAAUCUGUGGUAAAGGUUUUGUAGAAAGUUGCAGAUUGAAAGUACACAUGAGAAUACACACUGGUGAAAAACCUUUUAUCUGUUCAAUCUGCAGUAAAGGUUUUGUAGAAAGUUUCAAAUUGAAAGAACACAUGACAACACACACUGGUGAAAAACAUGUUUCUUGUUCAAUCUGUGGUAAAGGUUUUGCUCUAAGUAAAUAUUUGAAAGUGCACAUGAGAACACACACUGGUGAAAAACCUUUCUCCUGUUCAAUCUGUGGUAAAGGUUUUGUAGAAAGUCACAACUUGAAAGUACACAUGAGUACACACACUGGUGAAAAACCUUUUAUCUGUUCAAUCUGCAGUAAAGGUUUUGUAGAAAGUUGGAAAUUGAAAGAACACAUGACAACACACACUAGUGAAAAACCUUUUUCUUGUUCAAUCUGUAGUAAAGGUUUUGCUCUAAGUAAAUAUUUGAAAGUGCACAUGAGAACACACACUGGUGAAAAACCUUUCUCCUGUUAAAUCUGUGGUAAAGGUUUUGUAGAAAGUCACAACUUGACAGUACACAUGAGAACACACACUGGUGAAAAACCUUUUAUCUGUUCAAUCUGCAGUAAAGGUUUUGUAGAAUGUUGCAAAUUGAAAGUACACAUGAGAACACACACUGGUGAAACACCUUUCAUAUGUUCAAUCUGCAACAGAAGCUUUUGUGAAAGACUAAACCUUGUAAGACACAUGAGAACACACCCAGGAGAGAAAGUGGUGAGUUGCAGUGUGUGUGGUGAAAGAUUCUCUUCUAAGUACCAGUGUAAGAAACACAAGUGUGCUGGUGAGAACAGCAGCAGCAAAUGAAACUGCAGGAUUUGAAAUAAACUGUCAAGACUUUAAUUUUGACUUUCUAACAACAUCAGCACAUAUAACAUGUGUGACACUGUUGUUUGUGUAACAAUCUUUUUAAUAUGCUUCUAAAUUUAUAUAUUUUAUAUUGGUGCUUUUUUCAGUCAAGUACAUGCAUUAAUAUGCAACUUUGUGUACUUUUAUUAAACAUUGAACAGAACAAUUUGACUGAAAAGGUGAGAGUAAACAGUACAAGACAUAUUUUACAUACAAUAAAAAAAUGUAUGUGUAUAUAAAUUCAUCAUACAAUUUUAGACUUAUUCACAAUAGUGUUUUCUAUAUGUGUUUGAAAUAUUGAAGUGUGACAUAUUUUUAUUUCUAAUUAUUAAUGAUCCCAUAGAUUAGCGCCUUUAUAUGAUAUACAUAUGUACUGGUUCACAUCUUUAAGUUAAGUUAAGUUAAAGUACCAAUGAUUGUCACACACACACUAGGUGUGGUGAAAUUUGUCCUCUGCAUUUGACCCAUGCCCUUGAUCACCCCCUGGGAGGUGAGGGGAGCAGUGGGCAGCAGCGUAGCCGUGCCCGGGAAUCAUUUUUGGUGAUUUAACCCCCAAUUCCAACCCUUGAUGCUGAGUGCCAAGCAGGGAGGUAAUGGGUCCCAUUUUUAUAGUCUUUGGUAUGACUUGGCCGGGGUUUGAACUCACAACCUACCGAUCUCAGGGCGGACACUCUAACCACUAGGCCACUGAGUAGAAACAUCUUCAAUCACUGUCCCUGAAAACCUCAAAUAAAGCCAGAAAUCUUGGGGUUAUUUUAGAUUCUGAUUUACAUUUCGACAGUCACAUCAAAUCAGUAACAAAAUCGGCCUACUAUCACCUCAAAAAUGUAAAAAGACUUAGAGGGCUCAUGUCAGCUCAAGACUUAGAAAAACUUGUACAUGCCUUUAUUACCAGUAGGCUAGACUAUUGUAAUGGUCUCCUUGCAGGUCUUCCCAAAAAAACUGUCAGGCAGCUACAGCUUGUUCAGAACGCUGCUGCUAGAGUUCUAACAAAGACCAAAAAAUGUGAGCACAUUACACCAAUUCUUAAAUCCUUACAUUGGCUCCCUGUACAUCAGAGAAUAGAUUUCAAAAUCCUCCUGCUCACAUAUAAAUCACUACAUGGUCUAGGGCCCAAGUAUAUCACUGAUAUGCUCCCACUAUAUACGCCCUCUAGAUCACUAAGAUCUUCUGAGACCAAUCUGUUAGCGGUUCCAAGAGUAAACUCAAAUCAAGGGAGAGCAUCAUUCAGUCACUAUGCAACAAAUAGCUGGAAUAAACUUCCUGAAGAUGUCAGACUUUCCCCAACUCUCACUACUUUUAAAACUAGACUGAAGACUUUUAUGUUCACCUUAGCUUUCAGCUAAAUCUUUUAAUCUUUUAACUUUUAACGUCUGCACUGUUUUUAUUUUUAUUUUCUGCAUUUUAAUUUUGCUUUUAUUUUCUUUCAUUUCACUUUGUUGUCUGUGAAGCACUUUGAGUCUGCCUUGUGUAUGAAAAGCGCUAUACAAAUAAAGUUGCCUUGCCUUGCCUUGCCUUCUGGACCACUUCAGGAAGCAUAUUAUUAUUUACUUUAUACAUUAUUUGAACAGUUGUCUUUGUACAAUUUUAAAAUGUGUGACUUUAUGAAUUAUAUGUUGGGUCUCUAUAAUCCAUUUUAUUAAUUAUCUUUAUUACUCUCUUUUGUAACAUGAUGAUUGUGUUGUGAUUGUUUUAUAUGUAUGUCCCCAGACCUUUAUGCAAUAUAAAAGUGCGAGAAAAUGACUGAAUUGUUUGUGGAAGGAUUUUUUUGUUUUUGCAAACAUACAUUUGUGGAUUAAACAAACAUUUCCAUUAUUGUGUUUUAAACAUUUUUUAUGUUUUUUUUCUUUUUCUUUUUUAACAUCCCCAAAACAAUAUCAAUUUCAGAAAACAAGUUUGGAGUGUCAGGCAAAAGCCAAUAUUGUACAUCAUCC
Entelurus aequoreus (snake pipefish) is the source of this 4855-nucleotide messenger RNA. RefSeq names its product oocyte zinc finger protein XlCOF6-like. Gene Ontology annotation, molecular function: DNA-binding transcription factor activity, RNA polymerase II-specific; RNA polymerase II cis-regulatory region sequence-specific DNA binding. Gene Ontology annotation, cellular component: nucleus. The transcript has 3 exons. Gene Ontology annotation, biological process: central nervous system development; regulation of transcription by RNA polymerase II. Bases 546 to 2549 code for a protein of 667 amino acids. Lineage: Eukaryota; Metazoa; Chordata; Actinopteri; Syngnathiformes; Syngnathidae. The record is from RefSeq and is a predicted model, not a curated record.